AGAGAUCGUUGUGGUGUAAACCCAAACUUGAGAAAACACAAUAUGAACUGGAUAAGGAAAAGGAGUUAAAGGCGGCCUAUCUGAGUAAGAUUCCUGCUUCUGGUUGAUGUUAGGAAAAGUUCUUUUCAUAGUUUUGCUCCAGUUGGUGAUAACUACUCUGAUUGUAUGGUUGAUUUGUAUUAUUGAACCACUACGCGUUGCAUUCAAACGCGUUCGUUUUCCCGUUCUUAUUGUUACGGCGGUCGGAACUUUUCUUAUUCCCUUGAUCAUGAAAUGUGUCAAGGCGUAUCCUGCGGAUAUCAUUUUACUAUCUAUUUUUACACUGCUAGAAGCCCUGAUUCUAGCGAGUUGGGCGAUGUGGGUUGAUUAUCAUGUCAUCGUAACAGCGUUUGGUCUAACAGCAGGAAUAACUGUAUUCCUCCUCCUCUUUGCGUUUAUCUCUAAAUCUGACUUCAGCGGAAUUGAACCUUAUCUAUAUCAAAUCUUCUUUAUAGCAAUCUUCUUUGGAGGCAUGACCAUUCUCAAUUCUAAUUGGGUGAGCAUAUUCUCUGCGAUCAGUAUGUCUGCUUUCUGCAUAUAUUUGGUGGCUGAUCUCAAGCAUCUUGCUCGUGGAAAAGGGUUUGAAAAGGGAGGAAAGACCGAAAUGUACGCUCUGGACGCGCUGAAAGUUUACAUGGACGUUAUCGGUCUAUACACUCUAAUUUUCAAGUGUUGCAAGAAAAACCGUUCUCUUUCACCUGUUUGUUGA
Messenger RNA from Blastocystis hominis, 748 nucleotides. RefSeq lists its product as hypothetical. The transcript has 5 exons. Lineage: Eukaryota; Bigyra; Opalinata; Blastocystidae. Gene Ontology annotation, cellular component: membrane. The coding region runs from base 107 to 748 and encodes 213 amino acids. The record is from RefSeq and is a predicted model, not a curated record.